UCCACUUUCCUUUUCAUUUCUCUAAAAACAAUUCAAAUUCCAUCGUUUUUAAUACGAACAUCUUUGCUUUAUCGUUUACAAAAACAAGAUAUCUCUCUCUUUCUUGUGUAUAUAUUUAUAUAGAUUCACGUGAGUUUGUCAGCCUGGAUUUGUCGGUCAAUCUCUCCCACGAAGCCAAAAGCAAAUAAAAAGGAGUGUUGUAGAGGAAGAAGAGGGUCGAGGAUUGUGAGUUUACAUUAAAACAAGAUUGAAUAAGUUUUCUUGUUCUUCUUCAGCUCAUCUCUCUCUCUCUCUCUCUCUCUUUCUUCAUCAAAUCAAACUAGAGGAUAAAAAGGUUGAUGGAGUUAGCUUUGAGCUUGGGUGAUCCCCCAAAGCUAUCAAGCAAUGAUCUAGGGUUUUGCAUAGAAGCUACUAGAGAUGGAGACUACAAAAGGGUUUCUUCAGAUCUUCGUCUUCUUCCUUUCUCUCCUCUUCGUCGUGCGCCACCUUCUCAGCUUCGCCUUCCUUGGCACACUGAUAAUCUGCACGAAACGGGUUCAUCAGAAGGAUUGGUAAGAGGAUUAGACGUGAACCGGCUACCGCUGGUGGCGUUAGGGGAUGAAACGGAGGAAGGGGCGGCGCAGUCUUCUCCGAACAGCGCGGUGUCGUCCUUUCGGAUGGAUUUUGGGAUUACACACGAAGGCAGAAGAGGCAAGAGAGACAACAUGGAAGGUGAAACCGAAAGGGGUAGCUCAAGAGCCAGUGACGAUGAAGAGAAUGGUUCAACCCGGAAGAAACUGCGGCUCUCUAAAGAACAGUCGGCUUUUCUGGAAGAAAGUUUCAGAGAAAACAACACCCUAAAUCCCAAACAAAAGCUUGCUUUGGCGAAGCAGUUAAAUCUCCGCCCUCGACAAGUGGAAGUUUGGUUUCAGAAUAGAAGAGCAAGGACGAAAUUAAAGCAGACGGAGGUAGAUUGUGAGUAUUUAAAGAGAUGGUGCGAAACACUCAGAGAUGAAAAUAGAAGGUUACAAAAAGAACUGCAGGAGUUAAGAGCUUUAAAGAUUUCUGAACCAUUUUACAUGCACUUACCUGCCACUACCCUAACUAUGUGUCCUUCAUGUGAGCGUGUCGCCACCGCCGACGGCGGUUCAAAAAAUGGAGGGCACCCGUUUUCGCCACCACAAACACAUGUGACCCAGAGCCAGCCCCCGGCCGACCAGGCUGCUUCGUGAAAUCAUUAGACGUGACCAGUCA
Molecule: messenger RNA, 1233 nt
Organism: Hibiscus syriacus
Lineage: Eukaryota; Viridiplantae; Streptophyta; Magnoliopsida; Malvales; Malvaceae
Product: homeobox-leucine zipper protein HOX11-like
Exons: 4
Coding region: 339-1211 (290 amino acids)
Biological process (GO): regulation of DNA-templated transcription
Cellular component (GO): nucleus
Molecular function (GO): DNA-binding transcription factor activity, RNA polymerase II-specific; sequence-specific DNA binding
Source: RefSeq, a predicted model, not a curated record